AUGAUCAUAUCUGGUGUAACAGACCAAGAGCAUCUUGACAACCUAGAAGAAGUUCUCAGUCGACUUAGUGAACAUGGUCUCAGAGCCAACAUCGGUAAGUGCGAAUCUUCAAAGAAAGAAUCGAGUUCUGUGGUCAUGAGAUCAGCAAACUGGGUCUGCACAAGUCCCAACAGAAAGUGAAUGCUGUGAUAAAUGCACCACGUCCUGAGAGUGUUUCCCAAGUUCGUUCCUUUGUUGGUCUUAUUAAUUAUUACCACGAUUUCCUUCCAAACCUUUCUACCUUACUUCAACCACUAAACCAGUUGCUCGAAAAAGAGAGACGGUGGUAAUGGACCUCGGAAUGUGAGCAAGCUUUUCUGAAAGCAAAGGAGUUAAUUGCAUCCGAGGAAGUCCUUGCACAUUAUGACCCUCAACGCCCAAUCAAGUUAGAAUGCGAUGCAUCUCCGUAUGGGUUGGGGGCAGCUUUAACACAAGUCAUGGGUGAUAAUACUGAAUGACCAAUAGCUUAUGCUUCAAGGUCCCUUACAAAAACUGAAAAACUAUUCUCAGAUAGAUAAGGAAGCAUCAUUGGCUUUAGUAUGGGGUGUGAAGAAAUUCCAUACUUACAUAUUUGCACGACAUUUCACUCUGCGAACAGAUCAUAAACCAUUGACAGCAAUUUUCAGUCCAACCAAGGCUAUACCAGCAACGACUGCUGCUCGAGUCCAACGAUAUGCACUAUUCCUUUCAGGGUUUGACUACGAGAUUGAACACCGUAGUUCAACACAGCAUUGUAAUGCAGAUGGAUUGUCCCGUUUACCUCUAGCAACAACUGAAGAUGAAGAAAAUCAGUCUGUUGACCCGGUUGAGGCAUUUCAUGUGUCACAGUUCAGCAUGUUGCCUGUAACUUGGCAGCAAGUACGCAAAGCAACCCAACGAGAUUCUACCCUCGCGCAAGUGUAUGAGCAUGUCAUGAAAGGCUGGCAUGAAAAUAAAGACCCCAACCUGCGUGCGCAACCCUUUUACUCUCGAAGAAACAAACUAACUAUGCACCAAGGAUGUAUUAUGUGGGGGAGCAGAGUUGUCACUCCCACAAAGUUACGAAGCGAAGUGCUACAAGUAUUACACGAAAGUCAUGUUUGUGUGGUUAGAAUGAAAGCUCUGGCUAGAAGUUACGUUUGGUCGUCAGGAAUUGAUUUGGAGAUUGAAAGAAUGCAGUGGUUGCCAGCGGGUUCAACAUGCCCCCAAAUGCUCAACAUUACACCCAUGCGAGUGGCCAUCUACCAGCGGCGGCGGAACAGAUUUCGUUCUGGGGGGGCUAAAUUUUUUCGGCGACCUCACCCCACCCACCCACCCCCCCACCCCCGGUCGCCAAAAAAAUUUCGGUCAUUAGUGUACCACUUUAGGGGUACAAUAUACAAAAAAAGGGACGAAAAAAAUUUUUUCGGACUUAUCAAAAAAAUUUUUCGGAAAUACACUUUUUUUAAACAAAAUAUUGCAAAUUUGUCCCCUUAUACCUAAAUUUUCAAAAAAUAACCUAAAUGUUUCCCUAAUUAUCAAAAUUUUUUCAAAAAAUUCAAAUUUUCUGGGGGGGCUAAGCCCCCCACUUUUACUUCUGGGGGGGCUUUAGCCCCCCUAGCCCCCCUGUUCCGCCGCCCCUGCCAUCUACCCCCUGGCCACGUAUUCAUGUCGAUUUUGCAAGACCAUUUCUUGCAAUGAUAUUUUUAGUGAUUGUUCACGUUCAUUCAAAAUGGUGAGAGGUAAUAAUCAUGCACUCGAAAACAACCACCUCCAAAACUGUCGAAGUCCGCCCUGCGAACAGUGUUUGCUCGAAAUGGGUUACUAGAACAACUGGUUAGCGAUUAUGGCCCUCAAUUCACUGCAUAAGAAUUCCAGCUAUUUCUAAAGAAAAACGGAGUUAAACACGUAACUUCAGCACCAUAUCAUCCAGCCACUAAUGGCUUAGCAGAAAGAUUCAUUCAAACCACGAAACAAUCUUUGACUUCAAUGAAGGAAGACCUUGGCUCCACGUAG
Molecule: messenger RNA, 2013 nt
Organism: Paramuricea clavata
Lineage: Eukaryota; Metazoa; Cnidaria; Anthozoa; Malacalcyonacea; Plexauridae
Source: the annotation of a GenBank genome assembly